CACUCGCUAAGCCGCCCCACACAGGUCGCACUCCCAAUUUUGCACUCAAUCGAGACUCAAGAAUCGCUUCACACACCACUUCAAUCUCCCGUUCAUCAACGUCAAUCAUCCAACAUGGGUAAGGUUCACGGCUCUCUCGCCCGUGCCGGUAAGGUCAAGGCUGCUACUCCUAAGGUCGAGCCCCAGGAGAAGAAGAAGAACCCCAAGGGUCGCGCCUACAAGCGUGUGCUUUACACCCGCCGUUUCGUCAACGUGACCAUGACCGGUGGCAAGCGCAAGAUGAACCCCAACCCCGGUCAAUAAAUUAUUCAAGUCGUUAAAACAACCACCUGAGCCGCGAUCGGCUAGUCGAGUUCUACGAUAAAAAUCUUCGCAUUGCCACGACACGACCACGGCCCAAACGAA
This is a messenger RNA of Penicillium soppii, 405 nucleotides long. RefSeq names its product 40S ribosomal eS30 domain-containing protein. The annotation marks the transcript as partial. The transcript is spliced from 3 exons. NCBI's taxonomy places the organism in Eukaryota, Fungi, Ascomycota, Eurotiomycetes, Eurotiales, Aspergillaceae. Gene Ontology annotation, molecular function: structural constituent of ribosome. Gene Ontology annotation, biological process: translation. Gene Ontology annotation, cellular component: ribosome; cytosolic small ribosomal subunit. The record is from RefSeq and is a predicted model, not a curated record.